Messenger RNA from Lasiodiplodia theobromae, 1554 nucleotides. Its product is annotated as Cytochrome p450. Lineage: Eukaryota; Fungi; Ascomycota; Dothideomycetes; Botryosphaeriales; Botryosphaeriaceae. The transcript is spliced from 4 exons. Gene Ontology annotation, molecular function: oxidoreductase activity, acting on paired donors, with incorporation or reduction of molecular oxygen; iron ion binding; heme binding. Bases 1 to 1554 code for a protein of 517 amino acids. The record is from RefSeq and is a predicted model, not a curated record.
AUGCCACCUGGUCCGCCGACCGUGCCAUUCUUCGGAAACCAGAAGCAGGUAGCUGGUACCCUCCAUCCAGAGCACAUCUAUACCAAGUGGGCCAAGGAAUACGGGCCUGUCUACACCUUCAUGAAUGGCUCCCAGCCUUGGAUCAUCGUCACCGGUACUGCUGAAGCGAACGAGAUCUUUCACAAGCGUGGGGGUCAGACAGCAGGGAGGCCAGUCAACCGUAUGGAGUUGGCAAUGCGUUCUGGCUAUUUCCCUGGGUUCAUGAGCGGACCCAAGUGGCGCGUCACCCGCAAGCUCUGGCACUCUGUGCUAAACGUUGGUGCAUCGCGCCAGUAUCUCCCGUUGCAGGAACUCGAAGCGAAACACCUCCUCUCAGACCUCGCCCGUGAUCCUGAUGGAAGGUCAUGGCGUAAGCAUGUCGAGAGGUACGCCGGCUCGGUGGCUAUGACCAUGAUGAACGGGCAACGUAUCACCACGAGCAAUGACCGAGCGGCGCGAGAGAUUGUCGACGACUUGACCGAGUUUUCAAUACACUCGACCAAGGCCAAGUGGAUCGAGAGUUUCCCGCUGGCAUGGAGCUUGCCGGAAUGGGCCGUUCCCGCACGCAGGGAAGCUAGCAGAAUUGCAGAGAGGCACAUGCGGUUGAUCAUGGGGCACUGGAACGUUACCAAAAAACGUGUGGCCGAGGGCUUGGCCCUACCUUGCUUCAACAAGGUCAUCAUGGAUAGGCUGAGGGACGGUUACCUUGCGAAUCGCCUUACCGAGAACGAGGCUGCUGAAGCUGGAGAGGUGUUGGUCACCGCUGCGACUGACACAACCGCAAGUAGUCUGAUCAAUUGGGUCGGUGCAAUGGCCUUGUUUCCGGAGGUGCAAAGGAAGGCACAAGAAGAAAUUGACCGCGUCGUUGGGCCUGACCGCCUCCCCAAUGAGAAUGAUGCCCCCGAUCUCCCCUACGUUCGUCAAGUUGUUCAGGAGCUUCACCGCUGGGUCACAGCCGUGCCUUUGGGCGUUUGGCAUGCCAAUACCGAGCCUUUCCAAUGGCGCGGGUACCUGAUCCCUACGGGAACAACCAUGAUCAUCAACGCUUACGGUAUUCACGGCGACCCUGCUCAAUACCCAAACCCAAAGACCUUCAUGCCAGAGCGGUGGGAAGGCAAGCUCGAGUCCACGGCAAGUAUGACCGACGAGCGCAUUGGCGCUCGCUCCGAGCUCUUCGCGUUCGGUGCGGGUCGCCGCAUUUGCCCCGGUCAACAUGUGGCUGAGCGUGGUUUGUUCCUUGCUAUCGCGCGCGUGUUAUGGGGUUUCACUAUCGAGAAGGCAAAGGAUGACACAACCGGGGAAGAGCUCCCGAUCGACAUGGACAGCAUCCGUCCCGGGCUUGUGGUGGCGCUGAACGAGUUCCCGGCAGUUGUGAAGCCUCGGGGUGCCGAGAAAGCUAGGCUAGCCACGGAGCUGUGGGAAAGAGACAGGGACGAGUUCCUGGAUGAAAAUCUGCAAUGGAAGAAGAGCCCUGAAGGAGUAGAAGAUGUCAUGAACAAAGCUGUCGGCUUUUGA